Molecule: messenger RNA, 1695 nt
Organism: Actinia tenebrosa (Australian red waratah sea anemone)
Lineage: Eukaryota; Metazoa; Cnidaria; Anthozoa; Actiniaria; Actiniidae
Source: RefSeq, a predicted model, not a curated record
AUGCUUAGACAACUUCGACAUAUAUCGGAGGGGCAUUACUAUGGCCUUCGAGUGACAAACAAAGCCGAGGUAGAACAUCUUAAUAAAGAGCUUCGUACACUGGACGCAUGUAAGAAUGUACAGAGCCACUGCUAUAGGAAGGAAGAGAAAGAUCUCGUCAACACGCUCAAGAGGUUGAAAAAGAGCAAGGAGCACCACGUAGAGGAGCAUUUUGGACGACACUCAAAACACGACAGUGGGCAUUCCAUAGCACAUGGGCACAAACCAAAACACCACCCUUCUAGAGAGAGCAGUGCUCAUCCUUCAGGAGCGCAAGUCAUUGGGUCUACUUUAAGAAUGCCUCAAGCAAAAAAACCGCUGCCUGAUCACGUGGUCAUACCUGCAGGGGGCUCCGAUAUUCACCGCACUACGGGAUUCAUUGAUUGUGUUAUUUGUAACCUUCCUCGGAGCUCCCAUGUUAAAGGAACGCAAAUCUGUACUUGCGAUAAAGGCCCGGAUAAAGGCACACAUCAUAUGCACCCCCCUGCUAUCCAUGACGAUAGAUCUCGAGCAGAAUAUCUCAGCCUGAAGGAAAGGAGACAAUUAGAAGCUCAAAAUAGAAAACCAGCUAAAGAGCACGAUGAAAGGAAUGGUGAAACUGAUUUAACUCAGACGAACAGCUUCCAUGAUGAAGACAAAAUGUUCCUGAAUAAACUUCACUGCGAGAUGAACAAAGUAAUCGAACAGACAUCGGGAAGACCGAAAGAUUUUUCGUACGAGAAACGCGCGCACAGCCCACGAAAGGGAGACAGCACCUACGAAGAGAAAGGACACUUUCUCUUUCCAAAAGCGAGAAGAGGAAGCCAAGUAGAUGACGAACGCUUUCGCGCGCGUGAAAAUAGCAUCGAUGAAGAAGGUCCAUACACUGUGUGGAACAGGCACCGCAGAGGAACUCUUGAGGAACACGACUUUCGAAAACGUGGUCCUUCAUUUGAUAACGGUAUUCGUGAACGAAAUGAAAGCCUUGGUGGUGAGUCUUAUUACUCGGUUGGUGAGCUUAGGAGUCGUACAUCGACAAUGGAAGACACUAAUGUUUUUAGAAAAACAUACAAGGUCCCGUACAAUAUGCACGACCCUCCGUCGCCGCCAGAACGACAACACUUCAAACCCCAACCACACUCUAGUCAUAGAUUUUCUCCGCGUGAAGAAACACACUUCCCCCAGCUCGCUCCUCAGAAAAAGGAAAGCACCGAGGCUUUCCAUGGUCUAAUCCACCCAGAUAACAUCAUCAACCAUCAUCACUAUCUCCCAUACGAAGCAGACAAGCCUUCAGAUAAGCGGCGCCACCAUGACGACCAUCACAGUCGCCAUGACGACUACCACAGACGCCAUCUCCAAGGUUACUACAUUCAUAAAUACGACCACACAGGGGCACGGCAGAUUGCGCACAUACCGUUAGGCGCAAACGUGCAUAUAUCUGAAAUGAUUGAGAGACAGCAUGAGCCUGAUAGCAACCACUUUGCACUGCUCAGUAACCUGCGUCAGCUGUUGAGUGUUUAUCAUAGCCUGGAGGAUACUGCGCCUAAAUAUCCUUGGCCUAGUCCACCGAAAACAGAAAUGACACCAGAAGAGUUUCAGAAACUUAAGGAUUGCAGAUAUCUACGGCUUCCAAAAAGCAUGGAGGAUGCAGUCAUCGAGAGCCCUGUGUUUCGCUAG